AAUGGAACAACUGCAGUACUAUUGAUAUGGUGAUGGAUAGUCAGUAUUAAAAUUGUAAUUAAUUGUAGAAAAGAGUUCCAAUAUUUGGUGUGAGGUUUCAUGUUCUCAAGUUUAACGUUGUGUUGCUAUGUGUGUACUCCCCAAAAAAUUGCAAUAUGUAGUAAACGAUUUUACUGUAAUUGGGACUUGUAUAUUGCAACUUCAUAAUUUAUUAUCUGGAUUCAUAGCACCUGGUUUUGUUAUUGGUACAUAUAGACGUGUGUGUGUGUAUAUACAUAAAAUUAUUAUUUUUACCACAAGUAUUCAAUUGAUGGAUAGAUGUUUAACGGAGACAUUUUACGGGUAAAUUAAGUAGAAUGCUAUAUAAUCUAGUACUCUCCCAUCAUGGUUCUUGAAUGAUGAACUGGUCUAAUCUUGAAAGGCAACAUCAUAUCAAGGCUAAUGGACAAUUUCAACGUAUACUUCCUGUUUACAUUCACCAAAGAACUGCCCCCUGCGCCCUCUGCUGAUGUCCCCCAACCCUCGAUGCCGUCUUUUCCUCGAGCCAACCCGGGUUUGCAUAUUGUCUCUGUUCCGUGCUCGGUGUUGUAGCCAGCAGAGGGAGCAACACAGCAAUGAAAACUAGUCUCAGACGAUGGGAGGAGGAGGAUCAAGCAAAUAAACCCUUGGGUAACGUGUGCAAAACAAGUGCUGUAAUUCUGGUAAACAUCCAGGCCUAAAGAACACAACACACCUUUUCUGGAUUGAAACCGUGAAUUAAUUCCGUGCGUGCAUCUGCGUCCUACCUCACCGGACACCUAUGAAAGCAAGCUACAGUAAAUUAAGACAAAGGCCACCCCUCCUUCACAGCUCCUCUUUGUGGGUCAGUGAUGCAGCGGGAGUGACGCAGCAACGGCAGCCGCCUCCAGCCUCCAGCCUCCAAAAAGGCAACCAUAAAGUACGGGACCGGGAAACCUCUGCCAGACCCGUGGCCCACAGGCCACUUCCAGACGGCGGGGAAGAGGGAAGAUGGUGAAGGCUUGAUCUAGGCCAAAGAGAAGCGCGGGAGCCGGGUAGUCCCUUUCCUUUCCUCCUCCUAAACAAACAGCAGAGCGACGUCCACAGGGGCGGUGACAGGCCCAGCGAGAGACCUGCGCAGAGACAUUUUGAUGACGGGGGGGUCCCUCAUGGAUAGUGCUCACUCUCACGCCGUGCUUAGCAGGCUCAACGAGCAGCGCUCACAGGGCCUCUUCUGUGAUGUCACCAUCGUGGUGGAGGACGUGAAGUUUCGGGCCCACAAGAACAUUCUGGCAGCCUGCAGCGGGUACUUCAGGAGCGCCCUGACAUCUCCUGAGACAUGGAGCUCCGGCCAAGUGCUGGAGCUGAUGGACCUGAAGUCUGACGUGUUCGCCAGCAUCCUCAACUUUAUCUACUGCUCAAAGGUGACACCACCCGGUACGCAGGACACCGGGGGCCUGGUGGCAGCUGGAAAAAGACUCGGAAUUCCUUUUUUGGAGAAGCUUGCAGAACAGCAGAGGCUGGACGAAUGCGUUCAAUCCACGGACUCCACCAAAGCCCCAAAAAAAGCAAAGCGGGAGGCUCCCAGACCGGAGGACAUUGACAAAGGGCCACGCAUCACCAACGCCUUCUCCAUCACUGAAGUGUGUCCGGGGAACACUCUUUUCCCCCCUCUGAUUCAGACCAACAGGGCGAGGCGAUCAUCAGAUGAGGGACAGCUCCCAUCAAACAGCCCGACGAGCAACAACAACAACAACAACAACAACGAGACGACGCACGCCCUCUCAGAGCACUCGUAUGCGGUGAGCACCUCUACCGAGGGGAAAGACGGCGGCGGCGGCGGCCAGUGGGACAGCAAGAAGGCCAGCGAGCCAGCGACGCCUCAGCCAAAGCAACUCGUUUACAGGAACGUUGGCCCGCUUAAAAAGCGCCACAGGCUUAGAGGAACUUUGUGCCGCAGCAUACUUCCCGCACCGGCUGAACCACAACAAGAUAAGCUGAGCACAAUCACCCCCUCAUUUGCUUACGGUGGUUCCGCAGCGCCACCGUCGCUUGUUUCCGAGGCAGAAACGGGAGAAAGAGUAGACCCCGGCAUACCUGCAGCCACUGGGAACGUUCAAAUGGACUUGGGACCACCCGCCCUCUCCCCUCAAACAGAGGACUGCAUUUCAAUUUAUGGUUGUGACCACUGUGAGGAGAUAUUCACAAAUAGAGCUCUCCUCACCAUCCACGCGGAGGUGCACAAGAAGCGUUUUGUCAGUCAUUUGUUUUGCAAGUUUUGUCACAAAAAGUUUAUACACCUCAAACGCCUGCGCAACCACGAGCUGGUGUGUCCCAAACCCGCGAGGGGCCCGCCGGAACUGGAUGCCCCCGACAUGUCCGCCGACGCGUCCGCCAGAGGGGCGGGGCUCCGUUCGCACGGCUUACCGAACGCGACGCAGCUCCCUUCGGACGGCCUCGGCACGCCUCACCCAGCGGCGCCACUUCCGGUGGACCCGCCAAAGCCUUCGCGCGUCGAGAGGGCGGCGAGGCUCGCCGGCGGUCAGAGGAGGUACAACUGCAGUGUGUGCAGACGGGUCUACGUCACCCUGUCCAGUCUGAAGCGGCACGAGAAUGUCCAUUCCUGGCAGAGGGCAUAUCCCUGUCAUUAUUGCAAUAAAGUGUUUGCGUUGGCGGAGUACCGUACGAAGCACGAAAUCUGGCACACGGGGGAGCGCCGCUAUCAGUGCAUUUUCUGCCUGGAGACAUUCAUGACAUAUUAUAUCUUAAAGAACCAUCAGAAGUCUUUUCACGGCAUUGAUCCCAGUCUCGCCGUUAAGAAAAAAUCUGCCAACGGGGGUCUGAAAGCCAGUGUUUAUCCGAUCAAACUCUACAGGCUUCUGCCUAUGAAGUUCAGAAAGAGACAAUACAAGACGUACAGCCAGACAUUUUCAGAGAGUGUUGACGACAACGACGAAGCGCCACCGGAAAGAGACUGCCUCGGCCCUCCAUUUGAGAAAAAGGGCCCGAGCGGCAACGCUGACACCGUUUCGUUCCCCCUGACUUUCAUGACCACGACGAAGAUGGUGGCCUCUGUCAUGCCUCGCAUCAGAUUCGGCAAGACGCGUGGCCGAGACGCUGACCAAAGUCCGCCCAAGGACUUGGAAAAUCAGAGAGGCACGAGAGAAGAGGACGAGGACGGAGGUUCCCUCUUCACCGACUACCACGGCACCUUGUCUUUGCAGCCCGGGUCUCCCGCUGAGGCUUACAGAGAUGAUCCUCCAGCACUGAGUCACUCGAAGCACGUCGGCCACAAUGUGCCAUUCCUAAACUCUCUGAGCACUGUUAGAAAGUUAAGUGAGUUAUCGGCUUCCGCGAAGAGAGUUGAGGACAUGACCAAGGAGAUCCUUCAGUCGAGCACUGAGAAGCUGGUGCACGAUAGAACGAUGGGGACGAAGACAGAAACAUACAUCGCCAAACCAGCCUGCCCGGGUCCAUCUGUGGAUGGUGACGCCAUGCCCCUGUGUCAGAUAACAGUGAAAAUAGGCAACGAAGCCAUGAUCCGCCGCCGAAUCAAAGGAUCCAAGCUCUUCCCCAGAAAGAAAAGGAGAAUCAGAGAACCGAGUGAGGAGGAGGAGGGCCAGAUUCAGGGUCCGAGUCAGGGUCCGCCGCCGGCGCGGGAGAACUCGGAGAGCCCCCGGCGCCGCCUGAGACAGGAAGUCGCUGCCACGGCGGCGCAGACGUCGGAGGAUCCCAAUGACUGUGACAGAGCCGAUAUGCUUUGGCGUCCUUACUACUCUUACAAAGCCAAAAAGAAAAGGAAGACGUUGAGAUUCAAGCAGGCAAAGGCCCUGUUUCACGGUUACCCUGAAGCGUCUGGAGACAGAGCGGCGCCCGGCGAGGCCCCCCUCGAUAAAAGCACUCGGCCGACGGAGGAGGGCGUGUCAGGUUGCGGUGGAGAGGUGAAGCGCGGUCUGAGCAGGAACUCCAGCCCGAGGACCACCUACAGCUGCGACAUCUGUGACAGCUCUUUCAUCACAGAGACCGGUCUCAAAGCCCACGUCAUCGGCUCCCACCCAUGUUUCUGCCGGACCUGCGGUAAACAAGGCCCCCCCGGCGAGGCACCUGCCGGUGGCGACUACAUCUGCAACCGCUGUAUGGAAAAUGGCUCCUGCUUCGAUAACACAGCCCGCAGCCCCAACCCCGAGAAGAAGUACCGCUGCUCCUUCUGUCCGCAGCGCUUUCUCUACCUCGCCACCAAGAGGAGUCAUGAGAAAAAACACCAGGAGGCACAUGAGGAGGGCUAUCAUUCCGACAACUUCUCACCGUGUUCAGAUUAUUCCGCACACCAGAGAGAGGACGGAAAACAAGGGGACGUCAAAACAGAAGACGGCGAAAACCAGGGAGCAGUUGUCGUAAAAACCGAAAGGGUAGAAGAAGGACAUUGUUACAGUGAUCAAAUUAAGCCUAAAGUUGAGGACACAAAUGACUUCAUGUCUUUGACCCACCAAGACAUGUCUGAUUCUUACAUUAAAAGUCCAUUAUCGCCUGGCAUUGACCCAAUACUUUCCCCGACAACCCCAAAGAUGAAACAUAAAAUAGUGAAAAAAGGGAUCAUUGCGCAGCAUUCUAUGCAUCUCAUCUCCCAAAAGCCGGCUUGUGACAGAGGAGGCGACAGCAGCCAGGACAUCUUGACGGGGCCAAGAACAUCCAGCGACAAUGAUCCCGAGAAGUCCUGUAGACUCUCUGGGAGAAAUGACUCUGAGACUAAAGACACCCGUGUUUCUAUACACAAGCCAGAGAAGUGGAUGUGCAAAGAAGAGCCAUUUUUUUAAAGAUCUUUGAGGACUGUGGGCGACGGUCGGCAGCAGAUGCAGUGAAAAAAAAACUCUGCAGCUAAGCUCAAAUAAAUUGUUCGGAAUCAACAGCACCAAACGCGAAGAACUGACAGAACUCGCCUGCUGUCAUUCCCUCCUGAACUCAAUGAAUAAAUAAUUUUGCACCUUUGUAGAAGAUAUAUUUGGAAGAAUGUGGGACCUUCUGAAACGGACUCUAUGCAUAUAUGUCAGACUCAGUGAAUUAACUGUAAGCAAUUGUAACCCUGAGGGUUAGGGAGUGUUGGAGAACCGAUAAGUUUCCUAGUGCGGUUACAUCUUCACUGUUUAAUACGUGUCUGGGGAACACAUUAUGAACUUCACAACAGUCACAUUUCUCAAUCUCACGUCUUGGUUAUGGUGAGUUGCACUUUAUAAAUAAACUAUGCUGUUCUGCUGGUUCAAUACUUUGAUAAUUCAAUUCCAUGCACCAUUUAAAUAAUUAUAAUUUCUAAAUUGACAAGUGGAACCAUUAAGAUUAAAGUUAGUUUUUGGUUUGAUAUGUGUAAAAUGUUGAAUAAAAUGUGUAAAACUAAUUCAAUAAAUGUUGUUGAUAUUCCAAACAGA
Pungitius pungitius (ninespine stickleback) is the source of this 5417-nucleotide messenger RNA. It is a transcript of the gene zbtb38, whose product is annotated as zinc finger and BTB domain containing 38. Gene Ontology annotation, cellular component: nucleus. The transcript is spliced from 3 exons. Gene Ontology annotation, biological process: regulation of transcription by RNA polymerase II. NCBI's taxonomy places the organism in Eukaryota, Metazoa, Chordata, Actinopteri, Perciformes, Gasterosteidae. Gene Ontology annotation, molecular function: DNA-binding transcription factor activity, RNA polymerase II-specific; protein binding. Bases 1149 to 4811 code for a protein of 1220 amino acids. The record is from RefSeq and is a predicted model, not a curated record.